This is a messenger RNA of Insectozyma verbasci, 1392 nucleotides long. The record is from the annotation of a GenBank genome assembly. Lineage: Eukaryota; Fungi; Ascomycota; Pichiomycetes; Serinales; Debaryomycetaceae.
AUGUCAUCACCUCAACAAAUUGUUAACAGUUUUCAACAAGCAUUGAAUUUAUCAGGUUCACCAAAUGCUGUCUCAACUUCACCAACUCAAUCAUUUUUAAGUCAAUAUCAACCAUCAAAACCAACCAAAGCUUUAAAACCUUUUAGCACAGAAGAUAUUAAAAUUUUACUAUUAGAAAAUGUUAAUCAAACUGCUAUAAAUAUUUUCAAAAAUCAAGGUUAUCAAGUUGAAUUUUAUAAAAGUUCAUUACCAGAAGAUGAAUUAAUUGAAAAAAUUAAAGAUGUUCAUGCCAUUGGUAUUAGAUCAAAAACAAAAUUAACUGAAAAAAUUUUGAAAAAUGCUAAAAAUUUAGUUGUUAUUGGAUGUUUUUGUAUUGGUACAAAUCAAGUUAAUUUAGAUUUUGCUGCAAAAUCAGGUAUUUGUGUUUUCAAUUCACCUUUUUCAAAUUCAAGAUCAGUUGCUGAAUUAGUUAUUGCUGAAAUUAUUACCUUGGCAAGGCAAUUGGGUGAUAGAUCAAUUGAAAUGCACACUGGUACUUGGAAUAAAGUCUCUGCAAAAUGUUGGGAAAUUAGAGGUAAAACUUUAGGUAUUAUUGGUUAUGGUCAUAUUGGGUCACAAUUAUCAGUCUUGGCUGAAUCAAUGGGUAUGAAUGUUAUAUAUUAUGAUAUUGUUACUAUAAUGGCCUUGGGAAAUUCAAAGCAAGUUUCAAAUUUAGAUGAAUUAUUGAAAAAUUCUGAUUUUGUUACUUUACAUGUACCUGAAACUCAAGAAACCAAAAACUUAUUAAGUGCUCCACAAUUUGCAGCAAUGAAAGAUGGUUCUUACGUUAUAAAUGCUUCAAGAGGUACUGUUGUUGAUAUUCCAGCUUUAGUUCAAGCUAUGAAAGCUGGUAAAAUAGCUGGUGCUGCAUUAGACGUAUAUCCACAUGAACCAGCUAAAAAUGGUGAAGGUUUAUUUGCUGAUACUUUAAAUGCUUGGGCAAGUGAAUUAUGUUCAUUAAGAAAUGUUAUAUUAACACCUCAUAUUGGUGGAUCAACUGAAGAAGCACAAUCAGCUAUUGGUAUUGAAGUUGGUAACUCACUAACCAAAUAUAUUAAUGAAGGUACCUCAACUGGUGCUGUAAAUUUCCCAGAAGUUCAAUUAAGACCUUUAGAUUUAGAUCAGCAGAAUGUUGUAAGAGUUUUAUAUAUCCAUCAUAAUGUUCCUGGUGUUUUGAAAACUGUUAAUAAUAUAUUAUCAAAUCAUAAUAUCGAAAAACAAUUUUCAGAUUCUCAAGGUGAUAUUGCUUAUUUAAUGGCUGAUAUUAGUGAUGUCGAUAUUAGUGAUAUUAAAUCAUUAUAUGAGCAAUUGGAACAAACUCCUUAUAAAAUUGCAACCAGAUUGUUAUAUUAG